CCAUACCACCAAACCACAAAACCGUUUAAACCUAAACCACCUGCUAUAUGAAGCACAAGGACGAAGAAGAAUCAAGGACGAAGCUGUGAACCCUUCUUCCUUCCCUAUUUUCAAGGAUGAUCUGAAACUGCAAGCGAAGAAGGAAGAGAAUAACAAGGAGGAAGAAGAAUCCCCUUCCGGCCCAAAAGCUAUAAGCUUAAAAACAAGAAGGCCUGAACAAUGCCCCUCUAUCUAUGGCAGAGGGCUUGGAGGCACUGCAAGACUAUAUAGAGCCAAAGGAUCCCUUUGUUAUCCAUUAACUCUAGAACUCCAAAAAUUAAGGGCAGGAUCGCUUUCCCCUCCCGUCUCUGUUUUUGUUAAUAGAGCCAUGGAAUUGAUUCAGAAUCUACUGAACUUAGUGAUUCCCCCAAUCACGGUAGUUUUUAUUUUUCUCAUUCUACCUUUUCUCUUCGUUUUCAAGUUCAUCAAUUUUAUAUUCAGAAAUCUAUUCCCUGAGAAAAUGAGGGGAAAAGUAGUACUCAUCACUGGUGCAUCUUCAGGUAUUGGAGAGUAUCUGGCAUAUGAAUAUGCGAAGAAAGGUGCAUAUCUAGUCCUUGUUGCAAGAAGAGAGGACAGCCUUACUACAGUUGCAGAGAGGGCUAGACAUCUUGGUUCCCCUGAUGUGUUAGUUAUUCCUGCAGAUGUGUCGAUAGUUGAUCAAUGCAAGCGAUUCAUUGAUGAAGCUGUGAACCAUUUUGGCCGAUUGGAUCAUCUGGUAUGCAAUGCUGGGAUUGGUAGCUAUUGUGCAUUCGAAGAUAUGCCUGAUGUCACAAAAUUUUUACCUGUGAUGGAUGUGAACUUCUGGGGAUCAAUCUAUCCCACUUAUUUUGCAAUUCCUCAUCUCAAAAAGUGCAGAGGCAAGAUCAUUGUGAAUGCAUCAGUAGCUGGGUGGAUGGUUGCACCAAGAGGAAGUAUAUAUGGAGCAAGCAAAGCUGCAUUAAUACACUUCUAUGAUAAUCUGAGAAUCGAAGUAGCCCCGGAGAUUGCGAUUGUGGUAAUUAGUCCUGGUUUCGUAGAAUCAGAGAUUACCCAAGGCAAACUGCUAACUAAGAAAGGGGAAGUUGAAGUUGAUGGAGGAGUAAAAAAUGUCCUACGAGGAACUGGAAUUCCCUUUGAGAGUGCAGGGGACUGUGCAAAGGCUAUUGUGACUGGCGCAUGCCGUGGAGACAAAUACAUCACAGAGCCAUGGUUGUAUAACAUGCUUUACCUCCUAAGGAUCUUCUGCCCUGAGUUGGUUGAAUGGAUUUCCCGCUUGCAAUACCAUACCAUGCCAAGCCCCACUUGAGACUUGAGGCUUGAGACUUAGAGAGAGAUUGAUGAAACUAUGAGAUGUUAUAUUGGUGCGUUAGGUAAACAGUCGGCAUCUUAGUAUAUCCGAUUGAUGAAACCAUGAGAUGUUAUAUUGGUGUGUUAGGUAAACAGUCGGCAUCUUAGAUCCCGACAGUCAGCAUCUUAGUAUGUCUCGCCAAUUACCUUUUGUAUGGAUCUUUUUGUUAUUGUAUUGUAUAUGAAUUGAGAACUAAAUAUUCAAAGCUCUUGCUAAA
This is a messenger RNA of Macadamia integrifolia, 1583 nucleotides long. Its product is annotated as 11-beta-hydroxysteroid dehydrogenase A-like. Lineage: Eukaryota; Viridiplantae; Streptophyta; Magnoliopsida; Proteales; Proteaceae. Bases 368 to 1324 code for a protein of 318 amino acids. The transcript has 6 exons. Gene Ontology annotation, molecular function: oxidoreductase activity. The record is from RefSeq and is a predicted model, not a curated record.